AUGCCUAGUAGCACCCCUGUUAUCCACCAGAUCACUGUUGGUGGGAACUCGAGCCUGACUUUCGAUCCCAGUAAUAUUGCCGCUCAGCCCAACGACAUCGUGCAAUUCACCUUUGUUUCCAAGAAUCACACAAUAACGCAGUCAACGUUUGCGAACCCUUGCGUUGCUGGACUCAAGGAUGGAUCUCCCGGAUUUAACUCCGGCUUCAUGCCUGUUGCUGCUAACAGCUCUAAUUUCCCCACGUUUAACGUGACCGUGAACAAUACAUCACCAAUUUGGGGGUUCUGCGCCCAAACAGGUCAUUGUGGCAAGGGGAUGGUUUUCGCCAUUAACGCUCCUGAGAACGGCACGAACACCUUUGAUGCUUUUCGGGCCGCCGCUGUCAACGGGACGACAACGACAACGUCCAGUGAACCAUCCAAGCCCACUACUAUAUCCACCUCGUCACCAUCAUCAAGUCCCAGACCAAGCGGGGGUGCGUCUUCCCGGUACAACAUCGUGAGCGGCGGCGCUGGAUUUGUUGCAAUGGUUUUCGGUGCAUUCCUCUUAUGA
This is a messenger RNA of Cantharellus anzutake, 552 nucleotides long. RefSeq lists its product as uncharacterized. The transcript has 3 exons. The coding region runs from base 1 to 552 and encodes 183 amino acids. The record is from RefSeq and is a predicted model, not a curated record. NCBI's taxonomy places the organism in Eukaryota, Fungi, Basidiomycota, Agaricomycetes, Cantharellales, Hydnaceae.